Oryza brachyantha (malo sina) is the source of this 2216-nucleotide messenger RNA. RefSeq names its product transcription factor TGAL1. The record is from RefSeq and is a predicted model, not a curated record. Gene Ontology annotation, molecular function: sequence-specific DNA binding; DNA-binding transcription factor activity. The coding region runs from base 481 to 1896 and encodes 471 amino acids. The transcript has 11 exons. Lineage: Eukaryota; Viridiplantae; Streptophyta; Magnoliopsida; Poales; Poaceae. Gene Ontology annotation, biological process: DNA-templated transcription; regulation of DNA-templated transcription.
ACCAAGAAAUCAUUAUAAAAUGUCCGGAUUUCGAGGCACUGCUGCACAGCCAAGCUCAAGCCCAAGCCUUCCUCUCCUCCUCCUGCUGCUGCUGCUGGCUGCUCCUGCUAGUGAGGUGGUGGACUCCUUCCCCACUUCACCGUCUCCUCUUGUGUUGUGUCCGCUUCUCUCUCCCCCUUCGCCAUCGGCGUCCUCCUCAACCCACCACCUCUCACAGCCUCAUCAUAUUACGGGCGAACUGUGCAAAGAUCCUAUCUUUUUUUGUUUUCUGCAGCUUAUUAUCCUUUCGCGUUCUUGGUUUGCUACUGCUGCUGCCGCCGCCGCCGAUUGGGGGGUGUUGCUGCGGCGGCGGCGCGUGCCUAUCUUGCACAGAAGAGAAUUAGUCCUUGCUUCUUGUUGAGCGAGUUGGUUGGUUGGCUGGCUGGCGGCAUGAGGUGUGGGGAGUGAGUGCCAUGGUGCGCGUUGAUUGCUGUUGGUGAAAUGGAUAGCAGGCUAGGAGGAGCGGCGGCGGGGGCGGCGGCGGCGUCGGACGCGCGCGGCGGGAUGUCAGCCGGCCUCGCGGCUCCUCACCACGCCAUCCACACAAACGUGAACAACAUGCAGCAUACUCAAGUUACUGACUUUGGGGCGCUUGCUCAGUCUGCUGGAUUCCGAAUUGAAGAUCUUGCCAAUCUUAGUACAAAUAGUUUGUUCAAUCUGAAGUCAAAUGCUCAUACCAUUAUCAACGACCCCCUCCAAUUUGGAAAUUAUGGAAAGUCUAUUCCUCCGUCUAAUAUAACUACAACAGCAGCAGUAACAGUAGUUGACCCUCAGACACUGGUCCCAGAAAUGGGAGCACAGCUGAAUUUGGCAACUAUAAGAACUGGUAAUGUUGAGAAUUGGGGAGAAUCGACUAUGGCUGAUACAAGUCCAAGAACUGAUACAUCAACAGAUCCAGACACUGAUGAGAGGAAUCAGAUGCAGUUUGAACAAGGACAGCUAGCUGCCCCCACAGCUUCUGAUUCUAGUGACAGGUCAAAGGAUAAACUAGAUCACAAGACACUUCGCCGCCUUGCCCAAAAUCGUGAAGCAGCUAGAAAAAGCCGUUUAAGAAAGAAGGCAUAUAUUCAAAACCUUGAGACUAGCAGAUUAAAACUUACUCAGUUAGAGCAAGAGCUUCAGCGGGCUCGUCAACAGGGUAUUUUUAUAUCGACAACGGGAGAUCAGUCCCACUCAGUGAGUGGAAAUGGAGCUUUGGCAUUUGAUAUGGAGUAUGCACGGUGGUUGGAGGAGCAUAACAAGCAUAUAAAUGAGUUAAGGGCUGCAGUUAAUUCACAUGCUAGUGACAAUGAUCUUCGGAGUAUAGUUGAUAAUAUUAUGGCACACUAUGAUGAAAUUUUCAAGCUCAAGGGUGUGGCAGCCAAAGCAGACGUUUUUCAUGUGCUGUCGGGAAUGUGGAAGACCCCUGCUGAGAGGUGCUUCAUGUGGCUAGGUGGCUUUAGAUCAUCUGAGCUUCUUAAGUUAUUGGCAGGACAAUUAGAGCCUCUUACAGAACAGCAGCUUGCUGGCAUAGCCAACCUGCAACAAUCCUCCCAACAAGCUGAGGAUGCUCUUUCUCAAGGGAUGGAAGCGCUACAACAGUCGCUUGCAGAGACCCUAGCAUCUGGAUCUCUGGGCCCUGCAGGAUCCUCUGGUAAUGUUGCAAACUACAUGGGACAAAUGGCAAUGGCUAUGGGAAAACUUGGCACCCUAGAAAACUUCCUACGGCAGGCUGAUAAUCUGCGGCUUCAAACUCUUCAGCAAAUGCAACGCAUAUUAACCACUCGCCAGUCAGCAAGAGCUCUACUUGCCAUAAGCGACUACUUCUCCCGGCUUCGUGCUCUGAGUUCUCUUUGGCUUGCCCGUCCAAGGGAAUGAAUUGGAUUGAUUCAUAAGUAGGAUAUUGUUAGGUAAUGUAUCUCUAAUGUUAUAUCAGAUAGGAACUGAGGUAUUCCCUACUUCCUAGAUUCUUCAAAAAUCAAAAUGUUCAUGUAUUGGCGACAGACUGGGAUCACUAUCCUUUCAUGUAUGUCUUCAAGUGAAUGUUCAAUGCAUAUUGUAGUUUGUAUAUGACAUCAUAUUAUGAGUUGUUGGGCAAAUUUGUAUAACAUUUUUUUUGGUUGAAAAGAGCUGGGUAUGUAAAUAGUUGCAGAAUAAUUUUAGAGCUUAUCCAGUGAUUAUAUUGGAGGGUACAACUU